Molecule: messenger RNA, 822 nt
Organism: Pediculus humanus corporis (human body louse)
Lineage: Eukaryota; Metazoa; Arthropoda; Insecta; Psocodea; Pediculidae
Product: diphthine synthase, putative
Exons: 5
Coding region: 1-822 (273 amino acids)
Biological process (GO): protein histidyl modification to diphthamide
Molecular function (GO): diphthine synthase activity
Source: RefSeq, a predicted model, not a curated record
AUGUUUUACAUCAUUGGAUUAGGAUUAAGUGAUGUUAAAGAUAUAACCGUUAAAGGAUUAGAAAUAGUUAAAAAAUGCGAUCAAAUUUUUUUAGAAAAUUACACGUCUAUAUUACAUGUUAAUAAGGAAGAAUUGAAAAUGAUGUUUAAUAAAAAAAUAACAUUGGCUGAUAGAGAUUUAGUCGAACAAAAUGCUGAUGAAAUUUUAUGCAAUGCAAAAGAAAAAGAAAUAGCACUUCUAGUGAUAGGAGAUCCAUUCGGAGCUACAACUCAUACAGAUAUCAUUUUAAGAGCCAAAGAGAAAAAUAUUCCCUAUCAAAUAAUUCACAAUGCAUCCAUUAUUAAUGCUGUCGGAUGUUGUGGACUGCAGCUGUAUUCUUUUGGCGAAAUAAUAUCCAUACCUUUUUGGACUUCCACGUGGAAACCUGAUAGUUUUUUUGAAAAAAUAUUAUCCAACAGAUUGAGAGGACUUCAUACAUUGUGCCUAUUAGAUAUUAAAGUAAAAGAACCUACUUUGGAAAGUAUAAUGAAAAAAAAAAAAGAAUACAUGCCUCCAAUGUUUAUGACGGUCAAUACUGCAGCAACACAAUUAUUACAAAUUUUAAAUAAUUUUUCAAAUGGCGAACAAGGUCAUUGCUUGGAUGAAGAAACAAAAUGUGUAGGCUUGGCUAGAAUAGGUUCAUCUGAUCAAAAAAUAAUUUUUUGUUCAUUAAAAGAAAUGGAAAAAGUUGAUUUAGGAAAACCUUUACAUUCAUUAAUUAUACCUGGAAAAUUGCAAAUUUUAGAAGAACAAUAUUUACAUCAGUUUGCAAAUUCUAAUUAA